CAUGUUCGUAUGUACAUUUUUUAAAAAUAUUUUAAUACUUCAGUGAACAAUAAGUUAUUUAUUUUUACUGUCAUGGUGUUUUGAAGUAUUAAGUAUUGAUAAUUUAUAAUUAUAGCAUUUGAAAAUAUUUUUUAAUCAGUUUAAAAAAAAAUAUAUAUAAAUAAUAAACAACAAUAGAAUUCAACUACUUAUUGAGGUUAUUGAUGUAUAAUAUGGAAAGAGAAGGUAAUUUUUUAAACUGAUUACAUUAACUAAAUCUGUCAGUACUUUGGUGAAAUAAUUAAAAAUGAAAAAGAUGUAUCAGCAGGAAUGGCAGCUAUACGUACUCUUUUAACAAUUUUAGAACGUUCUAAAUCUGUGACCGUACAAGAAGUUCAUAAUUGUUUACAAAAUGCCAUUGAUGCCAUGAGAUCUUUAGAUUGUCCAGUAACAUCAAUAGCAUCUGGAUCUGAACUAUUUCUACGAUUUAUUACCCUAGCAAGUUUAGACACUCCAUCGUUUGCUGAAUGUAAGGGUAUAAUGCUUCGCCGAGGAAAAUUGUUUUAUGAAAAGUUAGUAAAUGCUCGUAGUAAAGUUGCUAAAUUAGCUUCUAAUUUUAUUACUGAUGGUUGUAAAAUUUUAACACAUUCGAAAUCCAGAGUUGUGUUACUGGCAUUAAAAGAAGCUGCUGCAAAUAAUAAAAUUUUUCAUGUUUAUGUCACACGAUCUGCUCCAGAUAAUAUUGGAGAAGAAAUGUAUGAUAAUUUAACAAAACUAGGAGUAUCUUGUACUUUGAUUCUUGACUCAGCAAUUGGUUAUGUUAUGGAACAAGUUGAUAUGGUGAUGGUUGGUGCUGAAGGUGUUGCUGAAAGUGGAGGUAUCAUAAAUAAAAUUGGUACUUAUACCUUGGCAAUGUGUGCGAAAGAAAUAAAAAAACCACUUUAUGUUCUUACUGAAAGUUUUAAAUUCUCGAGAAUAUAUCCUCUCAAUCAAAUCGAUCUUCCAGAUGAAUUCAAAUAUACGACAAGUACAAGAGCGAAAAAUUUAAAGAAUGAGCAUCCAUUGGUAGAUUAUACUCCACCCCAGUAUAUUAAUUUAUUGUUUACUGAUUUGGGUAUACUGACACCGUCGGCGGUAAGCGAUGAACUUAUAAAACUUUAUUUAUAAAUUUUAUAAUUAUUAUAAUAAAUAAAAUAAUAAAUAUUUAUACAAAUCUUAA
Messenger RNA from Microplitis mediator, 1198 nucleotides. It is a transcript of the gene eIF2Balpha, whose product is annotated as translation initiation factor eIF-2B subunit alpha. Gene Ontology annotation, molecular function: guanyl-nucleotide exchange factor activity; translation initiation factor activity. Gene Ontology annotation, cellular component: eukaryotic translation initiation factor 2B complex. The transcript is spliced from 7 exons. The coding region runs from base 310 to 1146 and encodes 278 amino acids. Gene Ontology annotation, biological process: translational initiation. NCBI's taxonomy places the organism in Eukaryota, Metazoa, Arthropoda, Insecta, Hymenoptera, Braconidae. The record is from RefSeq and is a predicted model, not a curated record.